Molecule: messenger RNA, 2280 nt
Organism: Plasmodium fragile
Lineage: Eukaryota; Apicomplexa; Aconoidasida; Haemosporida; Plasmodiidae
Exons: 1
Coding region: 1-2280 (759 amino acids)
Source: RefSeq, a predicted model, not a curated record
AUGCGAAUGAAAAAUAGCUGUGUUGCUGUAGUGAAACUUUUGAAGGGGAAAAAACAUCCCCUCCUGAAUGCUAAUAAAGGCGGGUGUCAUGGAAGGUACUUCCAUAGUAAUGGCAGCAUCGUUGAGAGAAAAAAAAAAGUGACCACCCACAUAUCCUAUUCUCUGCCUCCGCAAAGGGAGAAUGAAAAAUACACUUUUGAAGUCCUCAUGAAAACGAUGAAAAACAGGGCAGACGAGUAUAACCUUAUAAAGAUAAAAGAAGCACAAAAUAAAAUACUAAUUCAUUUAAACACAUUUACAAUCAACCAAGUAGUGUGCACACUCGUCCUCUCGCACAAGUAUAAUAUGCUUAAUUUUAAAAUUCUGCACGCAAUCAUAGAGCAUUUGUUUCGCCAUUCCUGUUUCUUGAAUAGCAAACACUUGUACGUGCUAGUUUCGACCAUAAGGAACAUACACCUGGAUAACCUCGUGUACUCGUCACAACAAGACAACCACGAGAGUAGGGACAAUCACAAUCCUCACUUGGAGGACUACCUAGAAGAUGUUAAUGAAAAUAUAAAAUGGAAGGAGAAAUAUUACGGGGAAGUCAUGGCAAAUUUGGUUCUCCCCCCUGGGGACAACAUCGAUACAACCUGUCCAGGUCAACACAGCAGUGUCGAAUGCACCCUUCAGUCCAACGGUACGCUGAGCCAACACGGAGCGAACACAAGUAGCGUAAGCCAUAGCCUAACCCCAUGUAAAACUAACCCAGCGGAGGAAAAACUGUCACUGCAAAAUUCCCCCCACCAGCAGGAGGACAUCUCCGUAGAAAUGAAAAAAACCCAUUUAAAAAUUAAAGAAAUCCUGACGCACAAUUAUAGCAAUAUUUACCUGAACAUAAAAAAGAACAUGUACACGAAUUUGUUACUCCUAAAUUAUCUGCAUGAAGGGAAUAUAAUCAGCAGAAAAACUUUUUUAAAAAUUAUUUGCAGCAUCAAUACACAAUGUAGCCAGCACAUAUUCAGUAGUAACAAAAACGGAAGCAAUAGUGAUCACCAUUCCUAUGAUGAAAAUGGAACCUAUGAAGAUGACAUCCUGAAUUCGUAUCUCAAAGGUCAGUGUGAGAAUACAUCAACGUACGACUUGUACAUUCGUCUUCACUUCCAUUUGCUAAAAAAUAUGCUCACAGAGUGCGAAUUUAUAGACAACAAAUUUGUAAUGGAAAAAAUACAAAAUGCUACAAGUAUAAAUGAGGACGUGUACAGAGAUGCAAAACUAUACCUUGAAGUGUUUUCUUUAUUUUUUCAAAACAUGGAAAAGGUUACGGAAAGGAUUAAUCAUUUAAAGGUAUUCCAUUUGAAUAUCCUCUCGCAUGAGUUGUUUAAACUUCUCUGUGACGAUGGCGCGUUUCAAAAUGUAAACAUAUAUUACACCUUCCUCAAGAAAGUAUCAUGUGAAUCUAUUCUGAAGGGGGAAGCAACUCCCGAUGUCUGCUAUGGCCUUGUGAGCGUGUUGUACUAUCUCAAAAGGGAGAACAUGCUGAAUUGUGAAAGCUGCCCCUUUGGUUACCCUCCUCUUGGGGAGUCCACAUUCGACUUGCAAAGAAGUCAGGACAGGUACUCCCUGUUUUUAAACUCCCUUAACCGGUACACUCUCCACGACCUUCUCAUACCACCACACCAAGAAAAAGAACCAAUCAACACAAAUUGCAACCCCAUAAACCAUACCCCCAAUGGUGAACCACCAACAAUGGAACAAUCACCCCACAACUUGAGGGACAACUUUGUCGCCCACUUCAUGGCAGAAUUCACGUUCAACAUCGUGUGUUACCUGAACAAGAUAGAUAUUUACGAACAACUUUUUAUUUUAAAAUAUUUAAUCCUCCUGAAUUUGAAGAAUGAAUACCUAAUCGAUGUGCUGAAAGAACGUCAACGUAAUUUCUUUAUACAAAAAAAGCAUUACACUGAUAGGAAGCAUUUUUUUUAUUUUAUAGAGUAUUUGUUCACAUCUUUUAUUUAUUCUACCCAUGAAUUCCUCAACCUCUUACAUUUGAUAGACCUCCCAAAGUUUCAAACUGUGCUCGACGCAAUCGGACGCACGAAAAAAUUCACACAUAAAAUAAAAAAAAUAUUCGAUGCUGUCAAUGUGAUACUGAACCAGCGGAAACAGAAUUGUAUAAAAAUCGCUACCCAAAAAAAAGGGCGAAACAACCAAUUUGAAAACAAGUCCAUUGUCCUACCAGACGACACAACACAGGUGCAACGUUUUCAGAACAUCCUCUAUGAUUUUUUAUUCUUAUAA